GGCCGCUACUCUAACAUUGCAUUGUUACAUUGUUUUUGCGGGAUAUUGCACAAGUAACCCGCAGCUGCAGCUGCAUUUGCAUCUGCGUGGACAUCGACUGGCACUUCCCACCUUAUCUCUCCGUCUGGCCUCGAGCAGGUCUACCGAGUAAUGGUAUUGAUCGACAAUUCAAAUUCUUUUAGCGGACGGCACUUGAUCCUAUCUCAACAAUCUUCGCAUAUUAUCGCAUUAGUGUGCGUGUAAUCAGGUAUUAUUGAGCAGGCACAUUGAGAACCCCCCCGAGAACCCCCUGCCAAGUGCAGCCAUCAACUUUUAUUUCUUCAAUCACAAGCUUGUGAAGCCUGUUGUUUUUAUGAUACUCACCAAUAAGUUUAACCCCCAUGCUUGACGUCAGAUUAAUCUGAAUACCACCCUGCACGCACCUCAAUCAGUCAACCAACUGGAAGUCCGUCCCGUUUUUCGCACAAGUCAUUUUUCCAGAUCUGAUUUGUCGAUCUAUCCAAAUUUCGGAGAAAAAAAACCUCGGAGUAGCACUUUCUUCUUUCAUCUGAUUUAUCUCUUGGUAUAGUUGUUCAGAGUUAACAUGCGACUCUUCCUCACACAUGCAGAAUGAGUUUAGAUUCCAGUGAUACAACGAUGGAAAAGCUACGAAGAACUAGAUCACGAAGUAUGCAAACGACCUCUCAAUUCAGCGGUCGGCUACCAAAGCAGAUACAGAGAGCUUUACCGGUUUAUGCCAUUCUCGUCCUGUUUAUUCUGAUCAUCUCAAAUGUCGAUACUCUGAAAUCAUCUACAGUAUCACAUGCAAAACGGUCGACGCAAAAAAUUCUGAAAGGCAGCACAACCGCAGACUUUCCAAGGAAAAUAUGGCAGACAUGGAAAGUCGAUCCAUUGGGUUUCGCAGAAAGAGAUCUUUUAAGUGCCAGGACUUGGACUCAGUUAAACCCAGGACACCGAUACGAGGUUUUAACAGACAAUAAUGACAUGUAUUAUGUCGAAACACACUUUGGACCAGACGAGUUGGACAGGCCGGAUAUAGUCGAAAUGUAUCGAUCACUGAAAGUCCAAAUCAUUAAAGCAGAUCUUCUGCGAUACUUGAUAAUGUACGUUGAAGGCGGAGUCUAUACAGACAUUGAUGUCGAAGCACUCAAGGCAGUCAAUGCCUGGAUCCCUGAUAGAUAUUCUGUGGGAGAUGUAGAUAUGGUUGUCAGCGUGGAAAUCGACCAACCUGAAUUCAAAGACCAUCCAAUUCUUGGUCAAAAGUCGCAAUCAUUCUGUCAAUGGACAUUCAUGUGCAAGCCUCGACUUCCAGUCAUGCUGGCAUUGGUUGAUAACAUCCUACUGUGGUUAAAUGAUGUUGCCGCAAAACAGAAUGUUCCAAUAUCAGAGAUCAAGCUCGAUUUUGAUGAAGUCAUCUCGGGGACAGGACCUUCCGCAUUUACCGGUGCGAUUUUGAAGGAAAUGACCAUUAAGACUGGAGAUCAAGUUGAUUGGAGUACCUUCCACGCCAUGCGCGAAUCAAAGCUGGUGGGAGGGUUCCUCGUUCUCACCGUUGAAGCAUUUGCUGCUGGACAAGGACAUUCGGAUUCUGGGAAUCAUAAUGCGAGAGGAGCUUUGGUCAAACAUCAUUACCAUGCCUCGGAGUGGCCUCUACUACAUCCUCGUUUCAGUCAUCCAAUAUAUGGCGAGGUGGAGAAAUGCAAUUGGGAACCUGAGUGUGUUAGGAUAUGGGAUGAAAAUAUGGCUGCAUAUGAAAAGCUGUCACCGGAAGAAAAAGAACAGCAAAUCGCAAUAAAGAAGGCCUUGGACGAACAUGAUGCACUUCAUGCGAAGAUGGGUGCUCAGAAACUUGAUCUUAAUGCAUUGAACAUGCCCCAACAGAACUUAAAUCCGAUACCUCAAGCCGCAAUUCCAAUGCCACAGCCUGGAUUCCAUCCAGAUGGUUCGCCGGUAAGAAAUUUGGACGGUUCUAUUAUGAGGAACCUGGAUGGCUCACUACCCAUAAAUCCAAACGCCCCACCUCCGGCGCAGAAACUUGAGAUAAAAGACUUGCCCGCUCCCAAGGCUGACCCGGCUCCUCCAAACCAACCUCAAAUUCAACCAGCACCAGAAGUCAAAGCGAAAGAUAUGAAAACAGAAGAAAAGAAUACCCCUAAAGAUUCUCAGACCGAACCGAAAGGCGAAAUUUUUCUUGGCGCUGUAUGAUUCUUCGUGAGUCAUGUGCUGUUAUAGAUGAGAACACUGAGGCAACAAUGAUCAUGCUCUAGAUUUAGGAAUUUUGCUUUGUCUUAGAGCUUACCCUAAUAGAUUUCAGAAUAUCGAGGGUGGGUAUAAUGAGAGUGAUAGAAGACACCACUUAAAAAGGGUCUCGAAUGUAUGAGGCUUCAAGUUAUCUUUUUUAAGUUGGAAUUGAAGCUGGGAAAUGGUUUCGAUCGCUUCUAGAAAGUGAUGGCACGUCAGUGCAAUCGAAGCCGGAGUUUAAUGAUUGAAGGAUUUUCAUAUGGAAGAAUAUCUCUACGAAUUUUGGAUGUCGCUUACGAAGUCAUCUGCCACCUACGAAGUAUAUAGUACAUGUCCCAUUUCAUAAAAUCGAAUACCACAUUAUCUUCA
Messenger RNA from Botrytis cinerea B05.10, 2610 nucleotides. RefSeq lists its product as hypothetical. Gene Ontology annotation, cellular component: mannan polymerase complex. The coding region runs from base 610 to 2205 and encodes 531 amino acids. The record is from RefSeq and is a predicted model, not a curated record. Gene Ontology annotation, biological process: protein N-linked glycosylation. The transcript has a single exon. Gene Ontology annotation, molecular function: alpha-1,6-mannosyltransferase activity. NCBI's taxonomy places the organism in Eukaryota, Fungi, Ascomycota, Leotiomycetes, Helotiales, Sclerotiniaceae.